UUGACCCAUUAGGACGAAAUCUUAGAAUAAUGUUUAAGAUGCGUGAGCCAAGACUUUAUGUAACCAAAAAUAAGUGUCCUGUUGUCUGACCAAGAGCAUCGGGAUAAACAGACAGAGGUGGAAGUGGCCCUUCCGCUGCAGCAAACCCGCACAUCUGCUUUGGGGGCGAGUUUCUUUUUUUACGUAAAGGAUGUGAGCAGGAGUGGCACUCGGGGGGCUUUAAAUAGGAACUGUCUCCAAACUUUGAGACAACAGAGCAUCUGAAAACUUCCAGCAGCUCGCAGUAGAAACCAACUGUUUGCUCCAGGAUGGACGAGAACAGGAGACUGGGAAUGAGGGACACUGUGCUGGCGCUCUUACUCGCUGUCCUCCAGGGAUUUCCUCUCGGGGAGACGGUCCCGAACCCAUCACCGCUGGUCGGAUCCAACUGGGGGAACCCGAGGAGAUACGUUCACCUGCAGACUUCCACAGACCUCAACAACUUCUACUUGGAGAUCAGAUUAGAUGGCACUGUGCGCAAAACUACAGUCAGGAGUUCAUAUAGUGUGAUUUUACUGAAAGCUGAAACAAGGGAGCGCAUCGCCAUCCUCGGCGUCAAAAGUAGCCGCUACCUGUGUAUGGAUCUGGAGGGCAACCCGUUCAGCUCUCCCAUCUGCCACAGGGACGAGUGCCUGUUCAACCACAAACUUCUGGAGAACAACCGAGACGUGUACUACUCCUGCAGGACCGGCAUCCUGUUCAACCUGGAGGGCUCCCGGCAGGUGUACUCAGCGGGCCAGAACCUGCCCCAGACCUCCCUCUUCCUGCCCAAGAAGAACACGGUGCCGCUGGAGCGCCUCCUGCUGCACAGGGAGAAGAGGAACCAGGUGGUGGAUCCCUCCGACCCGCACAACUUCUACCUGGGGCAGACAGAGGAAGGCUCGGACUCCCGGGCCGUGCCAGAGGACGACGCCGAGCUGGAGGUGGAGGUAGAAGUGGAGGCUGGGGACGAAGGGCGCAACGUGUCCCGGGAGACGCCGCUGGAUCCGUCCAACCACGACCCCUGGAACGUGCACUCCUACAACCCGGCCAGCCCCCGGAGCACCGGGACCAUGGGGUGAUUUUACUGUAGACUGGCAUGAGUGUGGAGAAGUCUGGGCGCCCUUUUGUCUUAUCUAAGUGAGUCCAAGUUUAACCUUGUAGUUUAUCAUCAUAUGAGAGAGAAAAAAAGCAUAAACAUCUGAAUUUACUUACAACCAAACUGAGAGGAGAACAUUCAGGUUGCUCCUUCUAUUUCACACUGACUCAAUAAUGUGUUUUCAGUCAUCAAUCAUUCAGAAAAGCAGUGUGUUUAUACACUGAAUGUAUUAGACUUGACUUGAAGCCCCUUUUUGCACAAUUUAUAUAUAUUAUCUUAAAGCUCAACUCCUUUCUGUUGAUUUAACACCAUCUGCUUUGUAAAUUUAAUGUUAAAUCCACAAGGGAUAUGUAUUUUACCCGGAUUUAUCUCAUAAAUAAUGAAUAUUUUGUACAUUCAAAAGCAGGUUUGGUGAUAGAUGUGUGAUGCAGGGAUUUUAUCGCACCUAAAAUGUAUUUUAGAUGACACAUUUAAUUGCUUUUACCUUCAGAACCAAUGAGUAACAAAUUACUGACAUCUAUUUCCUCAUUCCAGUCCAUUAUAAUAGUUGGCAUCCUCUCAAACGCUGAUAGCUUAUAUGAGAAAUGGAAGUUAAAAAAAAACUGAAUUAUUCAUCAAUAUUGUGUCCCUGAGGAGCUAUUUUACUGAGGAUGUGAUUGCUCGACAACUUCUGGGGAUGUAGUUAUAUCAGUAAAGCCAACAGAGUCCAAGAAAUUAUUAAUUCCAUUGUGUACAUUUUGUUCACAUAUUGUUUUUUUUGUGGGCUGUUAUCAUUAAGGGUUUUACAGCUGGCCUGAGAAACCCGCAUUAAAAAGACAGAAGCCUACCUCUGGAGGACAAAAGGCCCUGUCUACUUAUGUGAAACUAGGCAGGCAUGAUUUAAAAUGAAAUAUAUAUGUAGGACUAUAUGUAAGAGUUGUAUUUAGUAGAGUUAAGGUUAAGUUUUGCCUUUAUUUUAAAGUCCUAAGUUUACUAAGUUGGAUAGAGAAGAUUUGAAGUUUGUUUAUCUUUAGAUUUUGAACCUAGAACAGCAAUUCCAAAAACUUUUCUAAAACUACAGAUCACUGCAAUCACUUACAGUAUCUUCAAUGUGGUAACGUGUCCAUAUAUAUGUGCAUUUCUUUGCAAACAGGAGUGUAACUACAGGGUAAAUAACCUUUACAGAGAAAUCAAAUCUAAACUCCUGCUAUGUGAUUUUUACAGGUGCUGGGCACCACCAGCAAACACGAAAACCCAGUCCCUGAGAGUAUUUAUUUAUUUAAAUCCAUUCCUUAAAUGUUAUUUAUGGUAUUUAUAAGGAUGAUUUACAGUUAAAUGUACAUGUAAGUAAACAUGGUUUGUCUUUGAAUGUAUGCGUCGGAGUUGUAAACGGAGUGUUGCUUGAAUUUGGGACAAAAUAAACUCAUAAAGGAAACAUGUUUCAAGUGUUAAGUGUCAUUUAUAGCUGUGAAUUUUUUGAAGCUUUUGUGUUGUGACAUCAUGUGUGCUGCCUUUAUUUGGUAAAGACAACAUGUACUAUGUGAAAACAGGUCUAACAUUCACCCAGUCACUGCGCAGUAGUUCCUCUCAUUAGCUGAACUUCCUGUACUUUCCCACCUCCUCUGACUAAUUAGCUCACAGCUGAGUCAUGUCUCUCUAAAAAUACACUUCAGUGCCAUUAACCUUUGACGCCUUAAAGGAAUCUUCUUUCUUUUAAAACACAUAUCUUAAAUAAAUAUCUUGUAAAGCUUACAGGAGUUUUAACAGCUUGUUUGUACAUUCAGAUACAGAAGAAAUGUAUUAUUUGAUAUGGACA
This is a messenger RNA of Thunnus maccoyii (southern bluefin tuna), 2912 nucleotides long. RefSeq names its product fibroblast growth factor 23 (gene fgf23). Gene Ontology annotation, biological process: positive regulation of gene expression; cell differentiation; regulation of cell migration. The transcript is spliced from 3 exons. Gene Ontology annotation, cellular component: cytoplasm. Gene Ontology annotation, molecular function: growth factor activity; type 1 fibroblast growth factor receptor binding. The coding region runs from base 309 to 1100 and encodes 263 amino acids. NCBI's taxonomy places the organism in Eukaryota, Metazoa, Chordata, Actinopteri, Scombriformes, Scombridae. The record is from RefSeq and is a predicted model, not a curated record.